Alnus glutinosa is the source of this 1498-nucleotide messenger RNA. RefSeq lists its product as uncharacterized. The record is from RefSeq and is a predicted model, not a curated record. Lineage: Eukaryota; Viridiplantae; Streptophyta; Magnoliopsida; Fagales; Betulaceae. Gene Ontology annotation, molecular function: protein binding. The transcript is spliced from 6 exons. The coding region runs from base 263 to 1135 and encodes 290 amino acids.
AAUAUCUAAUUGCUGUGGCUCAGAGACGUACACCAACCCCCACUAGGUUCCGAGACGGACCUUGCUUUCGACAAAAGAAAGGUUCUGUCACCGUCACCGUCACUGGUACUGACUGCAGUGAUUUCACUUUAAAAAAUGGAGAUAUGUCCCGUUUAAUAUGCCACCGUCGUCGUUUCACGCUUCGAAUCAAAGCCAGACCACUUGACGCCAAAUUUUUGCGAGCCGAGGAGAGAAAGCGAGGGCGAAUUUUAUUCUAACGGAAAUGCAUUCUUUAAGCAUGAAGGUUUUGACGGAUUUCAAUACGGGGAAUACGAGGCGGUUGCCGGGCCGGGGAAGCUCCGGGUUCGUUGAGCUCGAGGAGUGCACGAGGAGGCAAUGGCUAAAUUGCAGAGAUUCCGCGAGGAAUUGUAGGAUUGUAGCGUGUGCUUCGCAGCGAAACGGUAAUGGCGGCGGAGCGGGUCCGAGCUCUAGCUCGAGUCCGAGUUCGAGUUCGUUCUUGUCUCGGAGCCAAACCUACGCUCUGUUAAAGCAGCAAAUGGAGGUCGCCGCCAAAUCGGAGGAUUACAAAGAAGCUGCAAGGAUACGUGAUUCGUUGAAAUUAUUCGAAGAAGAAGAGCCGGUUUUGCGGUUGCGAAGAUUGAUUAAGGAGGCAGUUGCUAAUGAGAGGUUUGAGGAUGCAGCUAAAUAUCGUGAUGAAUUGAAGGAAAUUGCACCGCACUAUCUCUUAACAUGUUCAAGUGAUGCAACGACCUUUGGGAUCAGGGUUCAAGUCAGGAGUGUUUACAUAGAGGGCCGAAGUCAACCUUCAAAGGGUCUGUGCUUCUUCGCAUAUAGAAUAAGAAUUACCAAUAAUUCAGACCGCCCUGUUCAACUUCUCAGAAGACAUUGGAUUAUUACUGAUGCCAACGGAAAAGUUGAGAAUGUCUGGGGCAGUGGAGUUAUUGGUGAGCAGCCUGUUAUACUUCCCGGGACAGGGUUUGAAUACUCAUCUGCAUGCCCCUUAAGCACUCCCAAUGGCAGAAUGGAAGGGGACUUUGAGAUGAAACACAUCGAUAAAGUAGACUCACAGUCUUUUAACGUAGCUAUUGCCCCGUUUUCUCUCUCGAUACUAGGAGAUGACACUGAUACUUUAUGAGAAACGAAGUGUGGCUUCACUUGAAGAGAUGGAGGACUUACACGAGGUUAUAAAAUUGAAGGUUUAGAAAACUUUAUUCUCGUAUUUUGCUAUGCAAGUGUAAAAAUCAGUGGGCUCGUUUGCUAACGUUUUUUAGAAUGUGCUUUUAGCUCUUUGAUUGUAAUGCGACAUAAAAAUGAAAGUAGUUUUGACCGUUUUGUAAGUGCUUUAUGGGUUGAGUUGUUUGUUAAUAUUUUGUUUUUUUGUUAAAAAGUAAAAAGCUAUACUAAAAAAACAUUAGCAAACGAGCCCCGUGUAUUUUGCGUUGUGAGUGUAAAAACACAUCUCCAUUCUCGGGGAAUAAAAGUUGAUAUUCUCAUUUCA